Molecule: messenger RNA, 2437 nt
Organism: Phalaenopsis equestris
Lineage: Eukaryota; Viridiplantae; Streptophyta; Magnoliopsida; Asparagales; Orchidaceae
Product: putative alpha-L-fucosidase 1
Biological process (GO): glycoside catabolic process; fucose metabolic process
Cellular component (GO): lysosome
Molecular function (GO): alpha-L-fucosidase activity
Source: RefSeq, a predicted model, not a curated record
AUCAAGUUGGUAAACGUUAUAGCUCUGUCUUUCUCGACGCCCCAUGGCAACGCUGAAAGUCAUCACUCUGCACCUACAUCUCAUUUUUGUGCUCUUUCGUAGCACAUCCACCGCAGCCAUUGCCACAAGACUCUCCUCCCAGAAUAUCCCUAGAACUCCCCCUCCUCUUCCAAUUCUUCCUCUUCCCUCUGCUUCCCAGCUCGCUUGGCAGCAGGGAGAAAUGGCCAUGUUUCUCCAUUUCGGCCCAAAUACCUUCACAGACUCUGAGUGGGGCUCCGGCCAUGCUGAUCCGUCUGUCUUCUUUCCUACAAAGCUCGACUCUCGUCAGUCCGUCGCCCCCGCCGCCGGCUUCUCUCGCGUUGUUCUCACCGCCAAGCACCAUGACGGCUUCUGUCUUUGGCCUUCCACAUACACUAAUUACUCUGUCCGCUCUAGCCCUUGGCGCUCCGGUGACGGUGACGUCGUUGCUGAACUUGCCGCCGCCGCUCACGAAUUUGGUCUUGGCCUUGGGUUAUACCUCUCACCGUGGGAUCGUCACGAAGGUUGUUACGGAAAAUCAAUAGAAUACAAUGAGUAUUUUUUGGGGCAAAUGACGGAAUUGCUUACCAGGUAUUCUCUUGAGGGGGAUCCAUAUGGGCAUGACUGGGUUGCUCCUGAGUGCGAUUUAUCCAUCAGGACCGGUUGGUUUUGGCACAGUUCUCAAAACCCCAAGUCUCCCAUAACCCUACUUGACAAAUACUACACUUCAGUGGGCAGAAACUGUCUCCUUAUACUAAAUGUUCCCCCAAAUUCAUCUGGCCUCAUAUCUGAUGAAGAUAUUCAGGUUCUUCAGAAUUUUACUGCAAUGAGACAAACCAUUUUCUCACAUAAUUUAGCUAAGGAUGCCAUUGUUUCUGCCACUAACACAAGAGGAGGUCCGAAUGAAACUCAUUUCACCCCUUCAAAUGUAAUUGAAGAAGGUAUUUACUCCUAUUGGGCUCCCAAUCCCAAAGAGCUCCAAGCUAAUUGGACAUUAAUCCUGGACCUCAGACAAUUGAAGUCUUUCAAUGUAUUGCAAGCCCAGGAGCCAAUUCAAAUGGGACAGCGUGUAGUUGAGUUCCAUGCUGAUGUUCUCACAGAAGGGGUGUGGAAAAGGAUAGCUUUUUCUCUUCCUAUUUUUAUGCUUAGGUAUUCUCUUGAGGGGGAUCCAUAUGGGCAUGACUGGGUUGCUCCUGAGUGCGAUUUAUCCAUCAGGACCGGUUGGUUUUGGCACAGUUCUCAAAACCCCAAGUCUCCCAUAACCCUACUUGACAAAUACUACACUUCAGUGGGCAGAAACUGUCUCCUUAUACUAAAUGUUCCCCCAAAUUCAUCUGGUCUCAUAUCUGAUGAAGAUAUUCAGGUUCUUCAGAAUUUUACUGCAAUGAGACAAACCAUUUUCUCGCAUAAUUUAGCUAAGGAUGCCAUUGUUUCUGCCACUAACACACGAGGAGGUCCUAAUGAAACUCAUUUCACCCCUUCAAAUGUUAUUGAAGAAGGUAUUUACUCCUAUUGGGCUCCCAAUCCCAAAGAGCUCCAAGCUAAUUGGACAUUAAUCCUGGACCUCAGACAAUUGAAGUCUUUCAAUGUGUUGCAAGCCCAGGAGCCAAUUCAAUUGGGACAGCGUGUAGUUGAGUUCCAUGCUGAUGUUCUCACAGAAGGAGGGGUGUGGAAAAGGAUAGCAAAUGGAACAACCAUCGGAUAUAAAAGACUUGUACUAUUUCCUGUUGUAAAAGCUCAGUUUUUGAGGUUUGUUAUUGACAAAUCUCGUGCUGAUCCACUUAUAUCCUAUCUGGGCUUAUAUUUUGACCCCUAUUCCAUGACACAUAAUCUACUUAAUACAAGUAGAAGGCCUUCUUUUGACAAUAUCAGAGCCAUCGAUCUGAGAAGUAAUAAAACUUCUAGCAGUGUGACUAUAACAUAGUUAUGCAUGAUUCUCUGCACUGGAACUCACAUCCUUGAACUUCACUUUCUAUGAUUCAAUGGAAGAACGCCUAUAAGAAGGAUAACCCUUCUAAGGCUUGUUCUAUCCAGUUUCAGGUAAGGCUGUACUCAUCAAAUCUAUAAUAGGUAUGUUAUCUGUUUGCUGCUUUGUUUCCUCAACCCAGAGUUGUGGCUACGAAGAAUCUCUUGGUAAGUCUUUGUUAUUGCAUUAUUCUGAGUAAUAAAUAGUGGCCUCAAUUUAUUUUGAGUUACAGUUCAGGUUGGAAAUCAGACAAAUUUGUAUGUGUUGUCUUUUUCUUUCUGUUAAUAUUGUGGUGCGGAAGGCGGGCAUCUUGAAUAGUGAGCUAUUUUGGUGCUUGUUUUCUUUAACUAUCAUUGUUGUGAAAUGAUGUAACAGAUUGAUUGAGUGAGCUCUGGAUUCUUAUUUCGCUCGUAUUGAUUUCUCAAGUACAUUAGCCGUGUGUAUGCAUAUUUG